AUGGGUGAAUUAGAAACGGUUAGAGGAUUGAAUCAAGAACGUGGUCUUAUUAAAAUCGGUGAUACUCGUUGGGGAUCUCACUACAAGUCAUUUGAAAACUUUAUUAGUAGUUUUGCCUCUAUUGUUGAUGUACUUGAUACUCUUGUUGUAAAUGCAAGUACUUUGGAAGAAAGAGCAAACGCAUCGGAAUUUCUCAGAAGUUGUCAAACGUUUGAGACUGUUUUCUUAUUGUAUUUGAUGACUGAUGUUUUAGGAAUCACAUAUGAUCUUAAUGUGUCAUUACAGAAAAAGGAGCAAGAUAUUGCAAAUGCCAUGAUUCUUGUAAAGCUGGAAGAACUUGAUGACCGUUUCAAUGAGGUGACAAGUGAUUUUAUUAAUAGAGUAGCUUGCUUAAAUUCAAUUGAUUCAUUUUCUAGUUUUGACAUAAAAAGGAUAAUGAGAAUGGUUGAAUUAUAUCCUGAUGACUUUGAUGAAUUCAAAAUCAGAGAUCUUGAGAAUCAACUUGCUAAUUACAUUAUUGAUGUUCGCGAUACUGAUAAAAGGUUCUCCAAUUUAAGUGGACUUGGGGAACUUUCAAGAAAGUUGAUUGAAACAACGAAGCAUUUAACUUAUUAUCUUGUAUUUCUUUUAGUGAAGUUUGCUUUGCUUCUAUCUGUUGUCACUGCAACACUUGAAAGAACUUUUUCGGCAAUGAAGUUUAUCAAGAAUGAUUUGCGGGAUCGAAUAGAUAAUGAAUUCUUAGAUGGAUGCAUAGUGCCUUAUGUAGAAAAAAAAAUGGUUUGUAAGGAAGGAAAAGAAGGGUAA
This is a messenger RNA of Solanum dulcamara, 804 nucleotides long. RefSeq lists its product as uncharacterized. Lineage: Eukaryota; Viridiplantae; Streptophyta; Magnoliopsida; Solanales; Solanaceae. Bases 1 to 804 code for a protein of 267 amino acids. The record is from RefSeq and is a predicted model, not a curated record. The transcript has 3 exons.